AUGGCUAAACAAUCCCUAGACGUCUCCUCUAACAGAAACAAGUCCAGAAAGGCAUACUUCACUGCCCCAUCAUCCGCCAGACGUGUGUUGAUGUCUGCUCCUCUAUCCAAGGAACUAAGAGCUCAAUAUGGUAUCAGUGCUCUUCCAAUCAGAAGAGAUGAUGAAGUCCUAGUUGCCCGUGGUGCCAAGAAAGGUCAAGAAGGUAAGGUUUCUUCCGUUUACAGAUUGAAGUUUUCUAUCCAAGUUGACAAGAUCUCUAAGGAAAAAUCUAACGGUGCUUCCGUUCCAAUCAACAUCCAUCCAUCUAAGGUUGUUAUUACCAAGCUACAUCUAGACAAGGACAGAAAGGCUUUGAUCGAAAGAAAGGGUGGUAAGCUAGAGUAA
Molecule: messenger RNA, 384 nt
Organism: Maudiozyma saulgeensis
Lineage: Eukaryota; Fungi; Ascomycota; Saccharomycetes; Saccharomycetales; Saccharomycetaceae
Source: the annotation of a GenBank genome assembly